CGAACUCCAGCGGCUGGACUGCGAGGGAGUCACGCAACAGGAAACUUUACAAGAGUAUCUUAAGAGCCUGAGGAAGCAGCCGAGGAGCAGACAGCAGAGAUGGGGAGUGGAGCCAGUGCUGAGGACAAAGAACUGGCCAAGAGGUCCAAAGAGCUAGAAAAGAAGCUGCAGGAGGAUGCCGACAAGGAAGCCAAGACCGUUAAGCUGCUGCUGCUGGGUGCUGGGGAGUCAGGAAAGAGCACCAUCGUCAAACAGAUGAAGAUUAUUCACCAGGAUGGCUAUUCGCCAGAAGAAUGCCUGGAGUUCAAGGCUAUCAUCUAUGGGAAUGUGCUGCAGUCCAUCCUGGCUAUCAUUCGGGCCAUGUCCACGCUGGGCAUUGACUAUGCUGAACCACGCUGUGCGGAUGAUGGGCGGCAGCUCAACAACCUGGCCGACUCCAUCGAGGAGGGAACCAUGCCUCCCGAGCUGGUGGCGGUCAUCAGGAGGCUGUGGAAGGACGGCGGUGUGCAGGCCUGCUUCGAGAGAGCCGCAGAGUACCAGCUCAAUGACUCAGCAUCCUACUACCUGAACCAAUUAGAACGGAUUACAAACCCCGACUACCUCCCUACUGAGCAAGAUGUGCUACGAUCCAGAGUCAAAACCACAGGCAUCAUUGAGACCAAGUUUUCCGUCAAGGACUUGAAUUUCAGGAUGUUUGAUGUGGGAGGGCAGAGAUCAGAGAGAAAGAAGUGGAUUCACUGCUUUGAGGGCGUCACCUGCAUCAUUUUCUGUGCAGCCCUCAGUGCCUACGACAUGGUGCUGGUGGAAGAUGACGAAGUGAAUCGUAUGCAUGAGUCUUUGCAUCUGUUCAACAGCAUAUGUAACCACAAGUUCUUUGCGGCUACUUCCAUUGUCCUCUUUCUCAACAAGAAGGACCUCUUUGAGGAAAAAAUCAAGAAAGUCCAUCUCAGCAUUUGUUUUCCAGAAUAUGACGGGAACAACUCCUAUGAAGACGCGGGGAAUUAUAUCAAGAGCCAGUUCCUUGACCUCAAUAUGCGAAAAGAUGUCAAAGAAAUCUACAGUCACAUGACCUGUGCUACAGACACACAGAAUGUCAAAUUUGUGUUUGAUGCAGUUACGGAUAUUAUUAUCAAAGAAAACCUCAAGGAUUGUGGGCUCUUCUAAUCCUCACCAUUCCUCAGGUAUAAUUCUAUCAACAGGCUUGAAAUAUGGGUAAUUUCAAGCAGAAAAUUAUAAUCAAUAUAUCAUGACAAGAAGAAUCCAUUCCCCUUUGGAGAUGGAGUCUGCAAUGGGUCUCAUACAUUCUUUUCAAGUUAGGACAGCUUAAAGAGCAGAAGGCUCAGUACUUGGGUUUUGCAACUUAAUACAAAAAUGUGA
This is a messenger RNA of Carlito syrichta (Philippine tarsier), 1377 nucleotides long. It is a transcript of the gene GNAT2, whose product is annotated as G protein subunit alpha transducin 2. The record is from RefSeq and is a predicted model, not a curated record. Bases 100 to 1164 code for a protein of 354 amino acids. NCBI's taxonomy places the organism in Eukaryota, Metazoa, Chordata, Mammalia, Primates, Tarsiidae. Gene Ontology annotation, biological process: detection of chemical stimulus involved in sensory perception of bitter taste; adenylate cyclase-modulating G protein-coupled receptor signaling pathway. Gene Ontology annotation, cellular component: photoreceptor outer segment; heterotrimeric G-protein complex; photoreceptor inner segment. The transcript is spliced from 9 exons. Gene Ontology annotation, molecular function: G-protein beta/gamma-subunit complex binding; G protein-coupled receptor binding; GTPase activity.